AUGCGCCCCGUCGCUUGCUCCCCUUGCUGGCUCCACGGGUCCAUAGCAGACCCAACCGUCACAAUUUCUUCUCAACUAUGCAUCAAGUCUUUGCUGUCUCCUGCCUCGGACUCCGAUGACGCACUCACAGCGCUCCCUACUCAGGCCACGCCAAAGGGAAGAUGUUACAAACCCUUAACCCGACAGGAGAAUACCUCUACAACUCUCGCCGUAGCAAAGCCGGCAAGCAAGCAAGCUCCGGAAAUAGCCAUACCUCAGGGUUCCAUCGUGCCCGACGGCGAUGACUCGAAGGCGACCUCGGCGAGAGGCUCAAGUGCUAAAAGACCCUCUAGAGCUAUGCAGCCGCCGAUGAGAUCUAGCAUAGCUUGUUUGAGAUGCAGGAAAUCCAAAACCAAAUGCGACAACGACAACACCGGAUCACCUUGCGACACAUGCAUCAAGGCAGGACAUAAUUGCGAGUUUCCUGAUCCAAAGCCUCUUCCGGCGAAACGAUCAAAGCCGCCGACUGUGCCAAGGCAGGUAGUGGAAGUCAGGCAUGUCCGGAAGCGAGUGAAGAAGCUCGAAGAUGCAACGUCCUCUGAUGGACGUACUGUUGCUGCACUUGCUCAGGAAGUCCUUUCGGCAACCUAUCUUACCGUCGAGUUAUGGCAUCAACUCUUCGACAUUUUUAAGCUGCACUUCGCUACCGAACUCCCGUUUUUGCAUCUCCCAACUCUCAAGAGCGUCUAUCACAACAAGGAGAGCAAGAAGCCGUCGACCGAAUCGAAUCUUAUCCUGCUGGGCAUUUUGACUCUCACUGCAAGAUUACAUCCCGACUUGAUCAAAUAUGCGGCACAUCUCACACAUGACAAGAUCGCGGACCCCAAAUCUCGCAGUACUCUAUUCAAGUCGGAGCCGCCAAUGGCCUCAGAGUACUUCUCAAACGCUCUGACAAAGGCACUGGGAGAACUAGAAUCAGCUCUGACAUCAGCUACUGUCGUCCGCGUUCAAGCUUUCCUCAUGCUCGGCUUGCACAAAUGGAGUCAGCCGAAUGGCGGCUUGGCUGCAUGGAUUUUCGCGGGCGGCCGCCAUACGGAAUCCCUUCCGCCGUGGGACCAAGCGUCGACUUUCUAUCAACUGAUCAAAAAGGUAGACGCCUUUUACGCACACCUUCCGGAAGAGUUCACCUGGUCCAGCUCGAACUUUUGGAAACACGAGAGUAGCAUAUAUGUAUCGCUUCACAUGCUGGGUGCCCUAUGUAAAAUCAUGCUGCAUCGCGAAUACAUCCCGUUCAUCGCCAUCAAAUGUUCUGAGCCGGUCGGCCCCCUGGAUGCGCCUGUAUUUGACCGCGAAACUGAGAUCGAAGAACGGAAUUCGGGAACCAUGUCUGAGAACACGCAGACGGGGAACACCAGCAUUGCUUUCCAAGCAUUGACCAAGGCUGCACCUUACCAAAGCAUGGCCUCUAACUACGUCACGUAUCUCAAAUACAUUGAUCAGUAUCUCACCAAGGUCUACUCCGAUUAUACAAUCGAGAUGAGUAUCAUCUCACCAGGGUCUCGUCGGAGCACACGUCGAAGGAGUCCCUGUCAGGCGUCAUCGUUUACCGUCAUCAACGCCGCCCUAUCCCCCCCAGCAGGAGGCAUUUCUCACCAGCCACCAUCACAAAACUUCCCGCCAACGCCGGGGUUCCCGCCAGGCAAGGUCGCCAUGUUUGAUCUCAUUGCCGAGACUGUCGAUUUUGAAUCCCAUGUGCACCAGAACCAGGGUCAACGACUUGGCAUCAUGUUUGGGGACUUACAGAAGUUUGCCGCGGGAGGUAUGUUUUACGCGCCCGACACUGGGGAGGAACGAGUGAACGAGGCGAUGCCAUACAACUGUUGCAAGUCGAGCAUCAGUCAGACACCAGCGACGUUUUGCGCCUAG
Messenger RNA from Colletotrichum costaricense, 1905 nucleotides. RefSeq names its product fungal specific transcription factor. Gene Ontology annotation, molecular function: DNA-binding transcription factor activity, RNA polymerase II-specific; zinc ion binding. The transcript is spliced from 4 exons. Gene Ontology annotation, biological process: regulation of DNA-templated transcription. The record is from RefSeq and is a predicted model, not a curated record. Lineage: Eukaryota; Fungi; Ascomycota; Sordariomycetes; Glomerellales; Glomerellaceae. Gene Ontology annotation, cellular component: nucleus. The coding region runs from base 1 to 1905 and encodes 634 amino acids.